GAAGUGUUUUCACGGUUUGAGCCACCGCGGUUGCUGUAGCUAGAAGCAGAUGAAUGGUUAGACCGACGUGUCGUAUUUCCGCAAAGAGAAUGUGGAACCAGAAUGUACCUUAGCUUUCGCUAGCCGUAUUCAUCUAACGUUGAGGCGGAUUUAGAAUCGAUCACAGUCCAGGUAGACUGGGUCCAGGAGGGCUAACAUCAGUCUUUCUUAGACUGAUCCCAUUUUUGUCGUCCCUUCAUACAACAUAACAUCAUGAUUAAAGCCAUUUUAAUAUUCAACAACCAUGGGAAACCUAGGCUUUCUAAAUUCUACGAGCAUUACAGUGAAGACACCGAACAGCAGAUCAUCAGGGAAACGUUUCACUUGGUGUCGAAAAGAGACGAGAAUGUCUGCAAUUUUCUCGAAGGUGGAAUGUUGAUAGGAGGCUCGGAGAACAAGCUGAUCUACAGGCACUACGCCACCCUGUACUUCGUGUUCUGCGUGGACUCCUCGGAGAGCGAGCUGGGGAUCCUCGACCUCAUCCAGGUGUUUGUGGAAACGCUGGACAAGUGCUUUGAAAACGUCUGUGAACUUGACCUCAUCUUUCACGUGGACAAGGUCCACAACAUCCUGGCUGAGAUGGUGAUGGGCGGGAUGGUGCUGGAGACCAACAUGAAUGAGAUCAUCACGCAGGUUGACGCCCAGAAUAAGAUGGAGAAGUCUGAGGCGGGCAUUGCAGGGGCGCCCGCUCGGGCUGUCUCCGCUGUCAAGAACAUGAACCUCCCAGAAAUGCCCCGAAACAUCAACAUUGGAGAUAUCAGCAUCAAAGUGCCAAACUUACCCUCCUUCAAGUAGUGGCAGCAAAGGUCCUCCGGAAGACGUCGACCAAUGUUUACGAUGCAAGUUGUUUACCAAAACCGAAGUGGAAAAAAUAUCACGUUUUAUCAAAUGUAGGCUAUCUAAUGAAGGUACUGUGGGAAAUCCCCAUUUGGCGUUAAUGUUUUGAACUCCUGUUUGAAAAUGAAUGUUAUUUGUGGCUUUUUUUGUUUGAUGAGAAAGUAUUUAUUUGUUAUUACAUUCCUCUCAGCCCUCUUUGGAUGAGUGCCCUUAUUUCAGGCUGCUACAGUAUUGGAAAAUCAUACCUUAGUAGUGGUUUGUCAAAAACAAACAGAAUAAUAUUCUUAUAUACAAAUAUGCUGUACGAUGAUAUAUGAUAUGCUGAAACUUUUAUCUCUUUGUUUUAUCUGUACACAAAAUAUUUUAAACAAUUUUAUCUAAUCAAGUUAUUUUUCUUGAUUUUAAUAGGUGCAUGUUUUUUUUCUUUUUCCAACCUAAUAAAGUAUUGAAUCAUUUUA
This is a messenger RNA of Hypomesus transpacificus, 1334 nucleotides long. It is a transcript of the gene ap3s1, whose product is annotated as adaptor related protein complex 3 subunit sigma 1. NCBI's taxonomy places the organism in Eukaryota, Metazoa, Chordata, Actinopteri, Osmeriformes, Osmeridae. Gene Ontology annotation, biological process: Golgi to vacuole transport; intracellular protein transport. The transcript is spliced from 6 exons. Gene Ontology annotation, cellular component: membrane coat; intracellular membrane-bounded organelle; AP-3 adaptor complex. The record is from RefSeq and is a predicted model, not a curated record. The coding region runs from base 253 to 834 and encodes 193 amino acids.